Messenger RNA from Hydra vulgaris (swiftwater hydra), 971 nucleotides. RefSeq lists its product as uncharacterized. Lineage: Eukaryota; Metazoa; Cnidaria; Hydrozoa; Anthoathecata; Hydridae. Gene Ontology annotation, molecular function: zinc ion binding. The record is from RefSeq and is a predicted model, not a curated record.
UGCUUUCAGUUACUCUUCCAUUAGAAUUAAAUAUAAUGGUAUGAAUAGCAUUCUUGAAAAAGAAUUAACUUGCUCUAUUUGUUUGGAUAUUGCUGAUAAUCCUGUCGAAACUAAAUGCUGCCAUCAUAUAUUUUGUGAAAGUUGCAUAAAUAAUUUAUCGUUUUGUCCUUUAUGCAUGACAUCACCACUUGCAUUUAAAAAAUCACAUAUUCUUAGACGGUUGAUUGGUAAUUUUACAAUAAAAUGUGAAAAUGAAGGUUGUGGAAAAGACAUUGCUCGAUCUGAAUUUUCUAAACACAAUUUGUUAUGCGAGUUUUCAAUCUUAAAAUGCUAUAUACCAACUUGCAAUUUCAAAUCAAAGAAAAAAGACUUAAUGAAUCAUUUAGUAAUCUCUCAUAGUGAUUCUAUCAUUAAGAUAUUGAAAGAGUAUUACUCUGCAAACUCAUCCAAUCAGAUCAAUGUACAUGAAGAGCCUAAUAACUCUCAUAGUUUUAUUAGUACUAAAAUUAACUCAAAGGGUAGACAAGCUAGGCUUGGUGCGACGGGAAAAUAUUAUUGCUCUGGAAGUCUUGAUUUAGCGUCAAAAUGUAAAUGUUGUGAUGGAAAAUGUGGUCCAAUUGAUGGGUGUAAUUGUACCUCAUGUAUGGCACUAGAUAUUAGUACUCGCAAACUUCCAUUAGGCUGGUAUGUUAAUAAAGAAGGUUUUCCAUGCGUAAAAAGUGAAUCUGGAAAAUUUUAUUGCGGCAGAAAUAUGGACCUUAAAUUUUCUGAUGGUUACUGUGGUCCCGAUGAUGGACCAAACUGUUUGUCAUGUCAAAUUAUUGGAUUUGAAGAAAGUGCUUAUCAAGUAGUUCUAUAAAUUUUUAUUUUAGCACCAAACCAAUUUUUUGUUUUUCAAACAUUUUAAAAAAACUUUAAUCUUAACAAACUGCAAUUAUGAAUUUUUCAAAUUAUAACUAUUUUUAAAUGGU